GAUGCAGUACAGAUGAUAUACAGUCUCUUCUUCAACCUUUGAUCACCGGGCGGUAAUUAGAUUACAAAAUGGAGGUCCACCAUAUGUCCUGGUUAAGGUUUGGGACUUUAUUAAUAUUAGGCCUUACAUCACAUGUAUCUGCUGAUCUCCCUAAACACGGACUGGACACGAGUGUGUGUAACCCAGCAUCAUUAUCAAACGGAGGGCUUGUCUCAAAACCUACACUGCCAAACAAGUACAGUGUAAAAGUAGAGUGUAACUUCGCCGAUAAGAGUCAGUCUAUUGAUAUCUCCGAGUACUAUGAUUACCCAAACCAGAGGGCUACCGUCUACGAGGAGGAGUUAGGUCUACACGUUCAGGGCAUCUACUCGUAUAAUACUAACGAACUCUUCACGAUAGAAGACCAACUCAAUACUUGCAGCGUUUCACAGUUAUCCACGGAUUCCGCCGACAACUGGCUGUUUGGUUACAAAACAGGCAGCACUAAUCCGAAUGUCCCAAAAAUGUUCAGCGCCUACGGCGCGCUUCAUUUUGGCGGGAACCAGACUGAACAGUACAUGGGUACCACCGUUGUGCGUGGGAUGCGGGUUGACCAAUGGAAGUCCUGUCUGUACUGGCCAAACAUGGACGCGACCAUGACGGUUAACUGGUACUUUACAGUAUCCGGUUGGAACACUGCGAUUCAAUCCCAGAUCCCUGUCCGUGCUACAGUGAUUGGCAACAUCUGGGAGCCCAACCCGCAGAACACCGCGCGCGUGGCUCGGGCAUUUAACCACACCUACGAGUUUGCAGAGUUCCGGAGUCAGUUCCCUGACUAUGUGGACCUUUCAAGAGUGUUCGAGACACCAUCAGGAGUCCUAUGCCCGGGCAGAAAAGACGUCAAACCCGUCCCGACACCCUCCAACUACUUCCGGUUUACUUCUGAAAUCCUGAACCCGGGUCAGAAAACAAUUGGAUUUAUCAAAGAAUGGUAUGAUUUCAACAUGAGCUUAGUGCGAUAUGACUACAAGCCAGACCCUUUAACCUUUAACCCCUAUGGUCUGGACACCUUAUCUGAGGUGCAUGAUUGGAACGAAGGCGUGGCCUACAGAAUGGACAAGGUGCGCGGUAACUGUACAGUCACUGUCAUAGCUCCCACAGACUUUGACGCCCAUGGCCUUGACGCCACAACCGUCAGAAUACGUACAGCAAAGGAAUUCUUCUACUUCGACAAAACGCAAUACGCGUACGAAGGCAUUAAAAAGGCACGUGGUAUAGACUGUGACGUAUGGAUAGCUAAGAGAAGUGAUUGGCCAGCCAACGGACCCGUCAACAGCACGUGGGAGUGGUAUUUUGCUGUGAAUGACUGGGUACAGAGUACUGGCCAUACAUAUGACUUUGGAAUGCCCAUACAGAUGAAACUAACUACUGAUACUAUAUCCUUUAUUUACAACAUGUACGACUAUGAUGAAGAACAACCUAGCAUUUUUGACUUCGACAUAUCUACCUGCUUUAACUACACGGAGAAGAGAGAUUUUACCUUCAAAUUAGACGCUAUUUAUCAGAACACGGUUGGAAAGAACUUACAGCUGUUUAAGUACGAGACUCUUUUAACCGUUCACAAAUGGACAAAUCUCUCUCCACUCAGAAUCCAGAACAUAAAGGUGGAUUACGACACGACCCACGUGAUUGUGACGUUGACAAUCCUAGGUGGAAAUCCAAUUCAGGGUGACGUCGCUAAUCCCAAGGCGCAGGUAGAUCUGGACCAGGCAGCCACCAUGUUAAAUGCUGCUAUAAAUAGAGGAGACUUCCAAAUACCCGUAGACAUCACAAAUAUAGCAAAUCCAAUUAUUUUAAGAGCAUCUCCGUAUACACUGAGCUCAAGUCAGCACCAGAACAUAGCUGAAUAUUACGUGGCCCCUCCUCCUUCAAAAACCACAUACACAGCAGGUCAAAUGGCGGGGCUCGGGAUCGGGAUGCUGGUGUUCGCCUUUAUUCUGGUGUUUGUCGCUCUCGCUGUUUAUUUCAAGAAAUUCAGAUCUUCAUCAAGUCCAGCAACAGGUUCAUUGGAAAAUCCUUCAUACAAUAAAGAGUAAAAAUAAAUAUGACGUCAUCAUUACAUCAUUUCCGAUUCCUUUUAUCCAUGAUGUGGAUCUGGUAUCACAUUACUAGGGAAAAUAAGUUGACAAUUUAUACUUUUUCAUCGAAAUAAAAAGACAUUUAUUAAUGUUGAUUGCAGGUGAAUAAAGUAACAUUUUGGUCAACUUCAGUGACUAUUCACUGUAUUUACAUGUACAUUGUAUAUGCAGUAUUUGGUAUAAGUUUUGUAAUGGAUUAAUUGCUCAUUUACCAUUCUUUAUAGUUCCGAUGGUGACGUUUAGUGAGGUUAUUUUAAAUUAAUUGAAUAAUUUUAUUUGACAUGUAUAUUUAUUGUCGUUCUUUAUUUACGAUGUGAAUAAAAAGGA
Molecule: messenger RNA, 2444 nt
Organism: Saccostrea cuccullata (small rock oyster)
Lineage: Eukaryota; Metazoa; Mollusca; Bivalvia; Ostreida; Ostreidae
Exons: 15
Coding region: 69-2075 (668 amino acids)
Source: RefSeq, a predicted model, not a curated record